Molecule: messenger RNA, 867 nt
Organism: Trematomus bernacchii (emerald rockcod)
Lineage: Eukaryota; Metazoa; Chordata; Actinopteri; Perciformes; Nototheniidae
Product: polycystic kidney disease 1 like 1-like
Exons: 6
Coding region: 1-867 (288 amino acids)
Biological process (GO): detection of mechanical stimulus
Cellular component (GO): membrane
Molecular function (GO): calcium channel activity
Source: RefSeq, a predicted model, not a curated record
AUGCUUCUCCUGAUGCUCUGCAUAAGUUAUGGCGGCUCAUUCACUGACCAUUACCAACUCAAUGAAGCUGUCAGAAAACAGUUCACAAGGUCUGCUGCUGCGUCCAAACUGAAGCUCCUGCAGUCAGACGGCUGGCUGGACGGACAUACUGUCUCUCUCCACUUCACCUUGUUCAGCCCUGCACCAAACCUGUUCACCAGUGUGACCCUGCAGACUGAGCAGAGCCCCCCCGCUGGCCUGCUGCCCUCUGCCAGGGUCCAGUCCAGGCUCCUCUUCCUCGUCCUGUCUCUGCUGCAACUCCGUCGUCAAGUGUACGCUGUAGGGGAGCAAGGGCUGAUGGGAUACUGGAGGACUCCCUGCAACUGGCUGGAAGUCAGUUUGCUGACUGUGUCUUUAGUGUACUAUAUUUAUUACAUCUAUCGCUCCGUUAUCGUCCUGGAGGUUGUGGAGCUGCUGCACAAACACAGCUACAGAGGGCAUGUGGAUGUCAGCCUCCUGGCAACAUGGGAACAACGUAUUCGAUCUCUGCGUGGCGUUACGCUCUUCCUCCUCACCAUGAAGUGUGUCACCGUGCUGAGAGUGAACUCCUCCGACUCACUCCUCACCCGCUCACUCUGCAGCCUCCUCUGGCCAACGAUUUCCUGUGUUAUCCUGAUGGUGGCGCUGUCCUGCGCGGGGAACCUCCUCUUUGUGCAAAGCUCCUGGUCUUUCAGCUCACUUCCCCGCUCCUUUCAGACGCUGCUCGGUCACUGCUGGGGUCUCCGGGCCCUCAGGGGCCUCCACCGCUCUGAGAGGGAUCUCCUUUACCGUGGACUCCUCUUUCUGUCCUCUGUGCUUCGGACAGCAGUGGUAUACUUUAUAAUAUAA